This is a messenger RNA of Drosophila bipectinata, 3980 nucleotides long. Its product is annotated as probable multidrug resistance-associated protein lethal(2)03659. Gene Ontology annotation, biological process: transmembrane transport. The record is from RefSeq and is a predicted model, not a curated record. Gene Ontology annotation, molecular function: ATP hydrolysis activity; ABC-type transporter activity; ATP binding. Lineage: Eukaryota; Metazoa; Arthropoda; Insecta; Diptera; Drosophilidae. Gene Ontology annotation, cellular component: membrane.
CGCGCCAACAACCUGCCCGAAGAGCCAUGGACUCUUCCAAGCAAACUAAUUCGAGGCGCGAGCCGAAUCCGUUCAGCAAGGCCAACAUUAUCUCGAAGUGGCUGUUCCUAUGGAUGACCGGAGUGUUCCGCAAGGGCAGGCGGGAGCAGUUGGAUGCCAGCAAGCUGUAUGAGCACCUGCCCAGCUUCGACAGCGAGUCCUUGACCGAGGACCUCCAGCCUCAUUGGGACAAGGAGUCCAAAAAGAAGAAACCCAGUCUGAUGAACCUAAUCUUUCGCGUCUAUGGAUGGCAGUUUGUUCCCGUUUGUGUGUUGUAUUCCUUGUUGGAGAUGGCCAUACAUUCCUUUCAACCUUUACUCUUGGGAGGCCUGAUAUCCUACUUUGCCUAUGGACAGACCACAGUGACCAAGGAGAGUGCCUACCUGUACGCCAUGGGCAUUGUCCUGUGCUCUCUGGUGACCUCCUUGGUGUUCCACCCGUUCAUGUUCUAUGUCUUCGCGGUGGGCACCAGGGUGAGGUUGGCCUGCGCUGGCUUGGUGUACCGGAAGUGCCUGCGAGCCUCCGCCAGCAGCGGGGAAGGUCUGGGAGCACUGGCCAUAUCCGUGAUGUCCAUCGACCUCUCGCAGUUCGAUCUCACCUUUUACUUCUUCCACGAUCUCUGGAAGGGACCAGUGGAGGCGUGCAUUUUUGGCUACCUGAUGUACCGUCAGGUGGGCUGGACGAGUCUCAUCGGAAUCGCCUUCAUCAUCGUUUUGAUUCCCCUCCAAGCCUGGGCCGCCAAAGCAGCAGCUCAUUUCAGCUCCCAGUCCGCGAAGCAUCGCGACGAAAGGGUCAAGCUGAUGAACGAGAUCAUCACCGCCAUCCAGGUGAUUAAGAUGUAUGCAUGGGAGAAGUCCUUCGGCCUGUUGAUCGCCAAGGUGCGCCAGUCGGAGGUGAAGGCCAUCCGGGGAUCCAUGAGCAUCUAUGCGGCCUUGCAGUGCACGAGUAUGAUCUCCAAGAUCUCGCUUUUCCUCAGCCUGGUGUCCUAUGUGUACGUGGGCGAUGUGGUGACCUCCAAGAAGGUGUUUAUCCUCUCGUCGUACUACAGUUUACUCAAUGACUCCCUGCUGCACUAUUGGCCAAUGGCCAUCACCACUUGGGCCCAGACUCUGGUGAGUGCUCGCCGGGUGGUGGAGUUCCUGCUGCAGGUCGAGAAGCCAGAGGAGGAGGGCUGCUGCCGGGACAAUCCCGGCCUCCAACUGGACUCGGAGAAGCCCAAGCCGGCGGUGAGUGGGCGUCUGCAUUGCGUCAAGAGCGAGGUGAAGUCCUUGAGCUUCCGGAACGUGAGCGCCAGCUGGGACAAGCCGAGCAUCAAGCAUCCCCGAAAGCCGCACAUCAAUGGAAUCUCCUUUCAAAGCAAGUCCGAUGAGUUUGUCGGCAUUGUGGGCAACGUGGGCUCUGGCAAGAGCACCCUACUCCAUGCCAUUCUCGGCGAGAUCGAGCUGAUGCAGGGCCGUGUGGAGAUCCACGGCCGGAUAAGCUACGCCGCCCAGCAACCUUGGGUUUUCCAGGGAAGCAUUCGGGAGAACAUCCUGUUCGUGGAGCCCUACGAGGAGCAUCGCUACCGAGCCGUGAUUCAUGCCUGCCAGCUGGAGAGGGAUCUGGAGCUGCUGCCACGCGGAGAUGCCACCGUGGUGGGUGAGCGGGGAAUCAGUCUGAGUGGUGGCCAGAAGGCCAGGAUAGCCUUGGCCAGAGCCGUGUAUCGCCAAGCGGAUAUCUAUCUCUUCGACGAUCCCCUGGCAGCGGUGGACGCCCAAGUGGGUAAGCUUCUGAUGGACAAGUGCUUCCACCGCCUGCUGGCUGGCAAAAUGCGCAUCCUGGUCACCCACCAUGUGCAGCUUCUGAAGAGUGUGGAUCACCUGCUGCUCCUGGAGGGCGGAACCAUCACCCAGCAGGGCACCUACGAGAAGCUGAAGGAUGUUAUUACUCAUCACGCAGCCCUGGAUCUGGAGGCCAUCGAAGCCGACAAGCAGCAGGUGAAGCGGGUUCUCAGCCAGGUGGACAGGACCUCUAAGCUGAGCAAGGGAGAGGAGCAGAAGGAAGCCGUUGACGUAAGUGAAGACCCCAAUGCCGAGCAGCAGCUCCAGGGAGCCGUGAGCUACGACACCUACAACGCUUACUUCCGUGCCCUGGGGGCGCCUCUCCUGGUGUGGUUGGUUCUGUCCAUGUUCGUGUUUGCCCGCGGAUGCCAGGCUCUGAUGGACAUCUUCAUCUCCCGCUGGUCCACCUGGGAGGAGGAGCGCGGCUAUAAUUCCCUAGAUGAAUACGAGGCAACCAGGACAAGGAUGGUAAUCUAUUAUUCGGUGCUCCUGCUGUUUACCUUGGCGCUGUUCCUGCUCCGGACUUUCGGCUUCUUCUUCAUGUGCCUCCGCAUCUCAUUGAAGUUGCACGACCAGCUCUACCAUGGCAUCAUUCGUGCCUGGAUGUACUUCUUCAACGCCAAUCCCUCGGGCAGAGUCCUGAACCGUUUCUCCAGUGACAUUCAGAACGUGGACGUGACCUUGCCGCAGGCCAUGAUGGAUUCCCUUCAGUUCCUGGUGGAUGUGGUUGCAGUUUUGGUGAUCGUGGCCAUUGCCAACUACUGGCUCCUCAUCCCAGCUGCUGUCAUGGUGGUGCUACUCUACUUUUGCCGGGCUAUGUACAUUGGAGCCAGUCGAAGUCUGAAGAGGAUUGAGAGCUUGACGCGGAGUCCCAUUUACUCCCACACGAACCAGACCUUCCAUGGCCACACCACCAUCCGUUCCAUGGAUGCUGAGCCGCAGCUGGAGCAGACCUUCCAUGGCCACCAGAACACCAACUCCUCGGCCUUGUUCCUCUACGUGAGCGCCAAUCGGGCCUUUUCCUUUUGGACGGAUCUGAUCUGUGUGGUGUACAUCCUGGCGGUGACCUUCAGCUUCCUGGUGAUCGACCAGAGCUUCUACAGCGGUGACGUGGGUCUGGCCAUCACCCAGUCCAUGACCUUGGUGAUAAUGUGCCAGUGGGGCAUGCGCCAGACGGCGGAGAUGGAGAACAACAUGACCAGCGUGGAGCGGGUUCUGGAGUACGCCCAGAUGCCAUCGGAGCCGCCGCUGGAGAGUCCCAAGAGUGUCAAGCUGUCUGCGGACUGGCCACAAGCAGGGCAUCUUCGUUUCCGGGAUCUUCGCAUGCGUUACGCUCCAGGGGACGCGCUUAUUCUCAGGGGCUUGAAUUUCGAGUCCCAGCCAAUGGAGAAGAUUGGCAUUGUGGGUCGCACUGGUGCCGGCAAGUCCUCAAUCAUCCAGGCGCUUUUCCGCCUGGCUCUCAACGAAGGAACCAUCGAAAUCGAUGGCCAGGAUAUAGGCCAGCUGGGUCUGCAUGACCUGCGUAGCAGAAUCUCAAUUAUACCCCAGGACCCGGUGCUCUUUUCGGGAACCCUAAGGUUCAACCUGGAUCCCUUUUUCGAAAAGAGCGAUGAGUCCCUGUGGAGUGCUCUGGAGGAUGUGAAGCUGAAGAAGCAUGUGGCCAGUCUGGAGGGAGGGCUGUCGUGUCAUCUGCAGGACGGGGGCUCCAACUUCAGCAUGGGCCAGAGGCAACUGGUGUGCCUCGCCCGGGCCAUUCUGCGCCAGAAUCGGGUUCUGGUAAUGGACGAAGCCACUGCUAACGUGGACACAGAAACUGAUAUCCUGAUCCAGGAAACCAUUCAAACCAAGUUCGCCGAAUGCACAGUCCUCACCAUUGCUCACAGGCUGCACACGGUGAUGGACAACGACAGCGUCCUGGUGAUGGAUGCCGGGCGGAUCGUGGAGUUCGGAGCACCCCACACACUCCUGCAGCGCAAGGACGGUCUCCUGUCGAAGCUGGUCAACCAGAAUGACGCCGCCACCGUACAUUUCCUCAAGAAGAUAGCUGCUGAAAGUUUCAGGCGACGAAACGGAAGGGAUUCCGACUCGUCAUCCAACGAAAGCCUUGCGGAAUGAGGCACU